Messenger RNA from Anthostomella pinea, 552 nucleotides. The record is from the annotation of a GenBank genome assembly. NCBI's taxonomy places the organism in Eukaryota, Fungi, Ascomycota, Sordariomycetes, Xylariales, Xylariaceae.
AUGAUAAGACCAUCGAAAGCAACGAGGCGGUCGUUGUCAAGAAAGAGGAUAACGAGGCCGCUCGCAACAGAACAGGAACUCCCCCCCCUUCAAGGCAUCCCGGACGUUCCGGUCUACAAUACCGCCAACCAGCUCCGCGUUGAGAACUACGUGAACAACAUGCGCGACGACCCGAAUAACAUGCUGGCCAACAACAUACUGGCUGCGGAGCAGCAUUACCUGCAAAUCAUCGUCGCCGAAGAGCUCGCUAAUCGAGGAGUCACCGACCCUUCCCUCAUCAGAAACACGUUCCUCAAAAUCUCGUCGACACCAAGAAGCACGACCCUCUUGGCAGAGGAGGCUGCUGCUCGUGCGGCUUCUGCUACCGCCGCUGCUGGUGCUCAGCCUGAAGCAGCAACUGAUAUGGCGAUUAUCAUUCCGUGCAUGAAUGAAGACUAUCGCACCAUCGAGGGUGUCCUCCUGGGAAUUCCUCACGAUUGCCUAGUGAUCCUCGUCUCCAACAGCUCGCGAUCCCCGGUGGACCGCUACGAGGCCGAGCUCCGGCUGCUGUAG